Molecule: messenger RNA, 3359 nt
Organism: Mus pahari (shrew mouse)
Lineage: Eukaryota; Metazoa; Chordata; Mammalia; Rodentia; Muridae
Gene: Ccdc50
Product: coiled-coil domain containing 50
Exons: 12
Coding region: 142-1584 (480 amino acids)
Cellular component (GO): cytoplasm
Molecular function (GO): ubiquitin protein ligase binding
Source: RefSeq, a predicted model, not a curated record
CCGCCGCCUUUCUGGCUCCUCUCUCCCUCCGUACUGGACUCCGGUGCAUUUCCGGCCCGGGAGAGUCCGCGGUCCACCCGGGCCAGCCCGCGGGGUGGGCGUGCGCCGAGGUCACCGCGCGCCCGAGGCUCAGCGGCCGCCAUGGCCGACGUGAGUGUGGAUCAAUCCAAGUUGCCGGGCGUGAAGGAAGUGUGUAGAGAUUUUGCCGUCCUGGAGGACCACACCCUGGCCCAUAGCCUGCAGGAACAAGAGAUUGAGCAUCAUUUGGCAUCCAACAUUCAAAGGAACCGUCUGGUACAACAUGAUCUGCAGGUUGCUAAGCAGCUCCAAGAGGAAGACCUCAAAGCCCAAGCUCAGCUCCAGAAGCGCUACAAAGCCCUUGAACAACAUGAUUGUGAAAUUGCUCAGGAAAUCCAGGAGAAGCUAACCAUUGAGGCUGAGAGACGACGCAUUCAGGAGAAGAAGGAUGAGGACAUAGCACGUCUUUUGCAAGAGAAGGAACUACAGGAAGAGAAAAAGAGGAAGAAACACACUCCAGAGUUUUCCGGGGGAAAUGCUUUUGGAGAUAACUACUAUUGUGAGGAUGGAGACCAGUCAAGGUCAAGGAGGGACAGGGAACUGGGUUCUGGACACUCAAAGUUUUGUAGACUCCAAAACGAUGGGAAGACUGUAAGGCAGAAGGAGAAACCAAGGCAUCAGCAGGAGAACUUGGAAGAUCUGGAAGAAUGCCAUCCAUCAGAGAGAUCCCUGCCUUCUGCUAGCUGGAGCAGAGGGAGGGAGGAUUCCCAGACUGCCUGUGAGCAGCAGGAAAGAAAGCGAUCUCUUCAGGAGAGGCUCCGGAAAUCUCCACUUCCCAAGAUCAGCGGGGAGGUAUUUCUGAGCACUGACUCUGAAGACUGGGAAGCUGACUGUAGCCCUGGAACUCGGAGUCGGGAAAAGCAGUCUCAUCACCGUGGCAGACUUUCACCCAAGUCUUCACAGAAAACAGGACUUCCCUAUAAGGAAAUUGUAUAUGGGAGGGACCCUGGGCAAGGUGACCACAGAGAAAGGAGACAUAGGCCCAGGACUUCUCCCUUCUCAGAAGAUAAAGAACUUCGCUAUCACCAUGUUGCAGGAAUGAAACCAAGAGGAAUAAAAGAAGCUGUCUCUACUCCAGCACGAGUGAGCCACAGGGACCAGGAGUGGUAUGAUGCUGAAAUUGCCCGGAAAUUGCAAGAGGAAGAACUUUUGGCUACUCAUGUGGACUUGAGAGCAGCUCAGGUUGCCCAGGAUGAGGAAAUUGCUCGACUUCUAAUGGCUGAGGAAAAAAAAGCUUACAAGAAAGCCAGAGAGCGAGAAAAGUCAUCUUUGGACAAAAGGAAACAUGACUCUGAGUGCAAGUCAAAAGCAAAGUCAGCCCACUCAAAGUCAAAAGAGGGUGAUGAAACUCACCGUUCCAAGAUUGACAGACCAUCACGACCACCACCACCUACCAUGAUGGGCCCUGAGGAUAUGGACCCCACCCAUUUUCCAAACCAGCAUAGUACUACACGUCAUUUUCCAAAGUCAGAGUCCUCCCAGAAAGGCUUCCAUAAUAAGCAGUAAAAUAAAACAAACAAACAAAAAGGGAUCUGCCUCGAAAAUGGACUUCUUAUAGCACAUAUUACUGAAAGAUACAACAUGCAUUCCACGUUGACCGUUGUCCUUCUGUGUGCCAUUGCUGGGAGUUACUCACAAGUGUUUUCUUAACUAAAAAAGUACUUCACUUCAUUUUAAAAUUUUGGUUAUUUUUGGUCACUUUGGCAGUGUAAGAAAAUGUAGCUUCUGAAUAUUGGCCAUCACUUCUGUGGAUAUAUUUCCUGGGAUGUAAUAAUUCUAUAAAAUGACAGUAGCUAGUUAUAGGAUAUUGGCAUCUAGGGAAAUGAGUUUAUUUAGCAAUUAGAAGUGUACAGGGAUUCAUUAUCAAGUAAAGCAUAACAUUUGGAUGCAAUGAAGUAUUAAGAAAGUAUAUGGAAUUGCUGCUUUGCUGUUUAUUAUGAUAUUUUGAAAGAUACAGCUUUUGUUUUUUAUCCUUUUCAGAAAAAGUAAAACCACAACAAUAAAGUAUAGGGAAAAUACCCAGAGUAGUGGAGGUCUGUUUUUGUGACUAAAUGGAUUGGUAGAGGCUCUGGAUGGCCAUGUAACCCUCACUCGUGUACUGCGUGUACUGCUGUUUCCUCAGGACCAAGUCUUUUUGAUGCCAUUAGGCAAUGAAUCAUGUGUUAAUUUGUAUAGACCUUAAUUGUCUGAUAUUUUCUCUCAGGUCCAUGAGGCGUCAACUCAAAAUUAAAGAACAAACAGCCUUGCAUUGCCUUGCUUGUCUAACUUCAUUAUAGAGCCAAAGGACUAGAACAGUUUCCAUAGGACUUGGUAUCAUUGUCCACCUAGCUGUGCACAUCCAGCCUCUUGCUCCCAGGAUAUAGCAGUUUUGGUUGGCAACCUUGCAGUGAUGUCUUAUGUACCUUUAAUAUUAGAUUAAUUUUCAGUGUGAAGCUGAACGUGAUGAAGUAAGUCACUAUCCAGGUGUAUACAUCUAUGCUGAUGGUCAUGUAUUCUCUCUGUAAGACCUUUAAACUCCUCUGUAAAAUGUUGUGUAUUCAUCCAUACCACUUACUUAAUAUCAAUGGCAGCCAUGCUGAACCUAUAUAUGAUUGCCAUUUUCCCAGCUUGACUUGCUGUUCUUUUCAAUGUAUGGAUUUGACAUUUUCUGUCAUGUCAGUAGGCUGUUUAUUUAGAAAAGAGGAAAACAGGUUGCUGAGAGAAAUAAUUUAAGGACUGCCUGCCUUCUGUUUGCCUUCUCUUUCCAAACUGUCUUAAACUUGUGGAGGAUUCUGGAAGGCUGCGCCCAACAGAUUUUGAUCUCUAAUUUUGAGAACAAUCUUUUGUUUCAUAAAACAACACCUGAUAGAAAUUUGAGUGAAAAGUGGCUAAGAGUGAAGCUGUGGGCAAACAGUCAUCUGGAGAGACAGGGACGCAACAGUGUAGCCCCUGGGAGCAAAUGCAAGGGAGUGAACUGCAGGCCUGAGGGUCAGCCAGCAGAUCCAUGCAGGAGAUUCUCCUUCCUUGAAGGAGGCAAAGGGAAAGCCCCGCCUUAAGCCAGAGUCUACACAGUCUUUCCAUACUGCAGCUUAGUCCUCCCAGCUUAGCCUAAUGCUAUAUCUUUCAUUAUUUGCCCUAUGAUUUUACUUCAUAUUUUUUAAAGAUAUUUUGAAAAGGUAACUUUAAAGAAAAAAAAUAUAGUUGCAUUUUUGUUUGAUAAUUAGGCAAAGCAGGCAACAUCUGCCAUAUUUUUGUUUUAUAAAUAUUUAUUUUUCUAUCUCACGAAAUGGUCAUUUUAACUU